Salarias fasciatus (jewelled blenny) is the source of this 8445-nucleotide messenger RNA. RefSeq names its product trinucleotide repeat containing adaptor 6C2 (gene tnrc6c2). Gene Ontology annotation, biological process: miRNA-mediated post-transcriptional gene silencing; positive regulation of nuclear-transcribed mRNA poly(A) tail shortening. Gene Ontology annotation, molecular function: RNA binding; protein binding. Lineage: Eukaryota; Metazoa; Chordata; Actinopteri; Blenniiformes; Blenniidae. The transcript has 22 exons. The record is from RefSeq and is a predicted model, not a curated record. The coding region runs from base 835 to 6561 and encodes 1908 amino acids. Gene Ontology annotation, cellular component: P-body; nucleoplasm.
GCUGCAGUGUUGUUAGUUUGAACAAAAUGGCUGCGAGACCACUGUCAACGAGAGCUCCCUGAACGCCCACCAUGAGUGUCCGCUCCGCUGUCUGGAUCCACACAGAAUGUAUUUCCCCGGAGUCGCUACCAACUCUGCUUUCGCGGUAGCCAGCCCGUCGCUAGUCGUCCAAUCGGCGACUUAAACAAACGGAGAAAAAAACAUUUCUUUUGCACUUUAAAACAAGUUGGCUGGCUGGCGGCCGUCGGCUUGCUCCGCGAGAACUGAUCGGCGAUUUUUUUUUUUUUUUUUUGCCUGAUUUCUCUGGUUCGAAAAAACCUCGACACGGUCGACGACUUUAGGACGCCAACCAGCUAACGCUAUUUUACAUAAUUUAGCUGCUUUUAAAAGUCAUUCGUGUUGGUUUGUUUUUUUGUUUUUGUUAUUAGUGGUGCUUCGUCCCCUUCCCCGCCCCCCGUUAUAUCGUGACGUUUUAACUAAGUGUUUUUUGGGCGAAUUUAAUUUCACCGCAUAUAUAUUUGAAAUUUCUUUCUUGCUGAAAGCAUAAUUACCGUACUUGCUGUGUGUAUAUCUGGCUGUGUAGCCGUUGUUUACCUCGGUUCCUUGUCACCAAGCUGCUUCAGCAGCAGUCGGCUUAUCUUACCAAGUCUGACUUUAAUUGAGACUAAAUCUCUGCUCCACCUCUUUUUACGGGUAACUUUAGAAAAAGACACCGGAGAAUGAUUUUCUGCAUAUUUUUUGCUCUGCCAUGCAUCGACUUUUGACUGAAAGCUGCCAAAGCUGUGAUUAACGCAAGCUGAGAGAAGCUAGCAACAAAAGAAAGAGAACCAUUUGAUGGAAGAAAAUAAAAAGAAAAAACAAGAAGAAAAGACCAAGAAGGACGUCGCUCAGAAAAAGGCUGCUGAUCAGAAACCCAAAGUGCCAGAGCCUGCUCCCACUAAGCCCCGUCCCGGCCCAUCCCACCACCUCCACCCCGCCAGCCCCACGCUGUCCCUGUCCUCCUCCUCCUCCUCUUCCUCCUCCUCCUCCUCCUCCUCCUCCUCCUCCUCCUCCUCCUCUCCUGGCAAUGGCAAGCGCACCUCCUGCAGUAGCCAGCUCCAGACUCAGACUCCCCCUCAGCAGCAGAGCCAGUUGUCCUGUGCCAGUGCUCGCUACCCGCCCAGAGAGGUGCCCCCACGCUUCCGUCAGCAGGAGCACAAGCAGCUACUGAAGAGAGGCCAGCCACUGCCUUCAGGAGCCCUCAGCGCUCUCACUUUCUCCUCUUCCUCCUCCUCCUCCUCCUCCUCACCCUCUUCUUACUUUCCUUCUUCUACAAGUACCAGCAGCACUACCCCAAACUCUGCCACGUCUACUGCGGGCAGACACCUCCCAGACAUAUCCCUCCAGAGUGGCCCUGGUGCCCACUAUGAGACCUCUCAUUGGGGAACCACUGCACCACUUGACAGCCCCUGUAGUGCCAACAGCUGGGACAAAGUGAUUAUUGACAGAACUGACACAGAAGCUUGGCCCUCAAUCAGCCGCAGCAGUGACCCUAGCCACCCUGCAACACCAGAAUGCCCCUUGGGCUCAGCUAGCUCUAACAGAGACACCAGCGCUGCCACUACUACCAGUGGGAGUAGUUUUCUGAGUAUGGCCACAGGUGCUGCAGGCCAACAGGCCCACUACCCCUCUCUGAAAGCUAACAAUAACAUGAUGACAGGACCCGUGUCUACCAACGCAUUAGCAGGGAAUAGAGGCUGGGGCUCGGAAGGAAAACAAGAUGGUAUGAAUGGCGGCCGAAUAGGAGCCCCAAACAACUGGGGAUCUCCCAAUUUCAACUUGAACCUCAACCCAAAUGCUAACCCCUCGGCCUGGCCGGUUCUUGGCCAUGAGAGCGGUGGAGGUGGUGGCAUUGGACCCAGUGGGGUGUCCAACUCUUCAUCGGUCCCACCUGGAAUUAAUGGCAAUGUAAAUAUUGGAAAUGGGAACCUGGGAGCUUCAGAUAAUGGCGGGGGAGGUUGGGUUGGCAUUUUAAGCGCUAACGAAAAUGAUCAACACAACUCCUCAUCCAACACAAAAUUGUCCUUCAAUAUGGAACCUGCUAACCUUAACACUGAUGGACCAAACCACACUAAACAACAACAAGCUCAGGAGCCAAUGAGUCCUAUCCAUGGCUUAACUGGCUGGGGAGGCCAAUCACCCACUGAAUCAUCCCAGCUCAACGGGGAUACAACUGGCAGCUCUGUAUGGGGUAGUGGAGAAACCAAGGCAGCUGACUCCCCCAAGGACUCAGGCUGGGACUCAGCCCCCUCUGGUGGUCUUUCUGCUUGGGGUCGCCAAGGCAGUGGUGGUGGGAGUAGUGGAAGUGGUGGCUGGGGUGACUGGGGAAAAUCCUCAGGAGGAGGAGAUGCAUCUAAAGGUUGGGAUUCAGUCGAUGCUGGUAGUUCUGGAUCAGGCCAAGAUCAGCAGCUAAGUUCAUGGGGCCAACAGCCUGGGACAGCUCCAGCAAGUGAGGAUAGUGGGGACAGCAGUGAAGGUCGAUCCCGCCGCAGAGACCGAUCCUCUAGCAUGGAAUUUACCCCUGUCCUACCCCGACAAGACUUGGACCCCAGAGUGCUGAGUAACACAGGCUGGGGACAGACCCCCAUCCGACAGCACACCGUGUGGGAGAUGGAAGAAGCCAGCUCUGAUGAUGGAAAGAGCAGUAGCAGUUCUGAUACUAUUGGAGCAUCUAGCUCAAACGGCGGACUCUCAUCAACCAAUGGCGGUACUAUCAACUCCAACAUUGGUAGUGGUCAGAGGCCUGGAUCUGGAGGAAAAAGCGACAGUGAAGGAUCGUCAUCCUCCAGCUGGGGUGCCCCACCACCUCAGCCAAUACAGACUGGAUCAGGGUGGGGUGAUCCCCCACAGUCACUCAGCAAAGCCCCCAAUGGCACCAACAGUGGCUGGGGAGAACCUUUGCCGGCCAAUGGUCCUAAAAAUGGGGGCACGCCAUCCUGGGGUUCUGAAGAGAAGUCGCCUAAUUGGGAUGAUAACGUGAUGAAAACCCAGCCCACUAGUUGGGGCGAGGGCCCCAAGAGCUCCCACGGUUGGGGCAACAGUAAUGGAGGCACCAACGGCUCCAGCACAGGGGACUGGGGGGAGCCAGACGCCAAGAACAGUGGGUCGUCUGGCAGCAUGUGGGAAGGUGAAGGAAGUAACGGAGGAAGUGGUGGAUGGAAGGAAAGCCCAAGAGGAGGGAAUAGAGGAGGAAGCUGGGGUAAACCUGCUCCUGCUGUGAGUAACAGCAGCUGGGGAGAGACCCCACGUACCAAUGGCCCGGUGCAGGGAGGCUGGGGCUCCUCCAAGCCUCAGGAAAGCAGUAGCAGCAGCAGCACCGGGAGUGGAGGAGGCGGCAGCAUAGGUUCUUGGGGUGGUCCCAGUUCUGUGAAACAGAACAACACAAGCUGGGGAAAUGUCAGCAAACAGGAUCAAGGCAUGGAGCCUACUGGCUGGGAAGAGCCUUCUCCUCCCUCCAUCCGCAGGAAGAUGGAGAUUGAUGAUGGAACGUCCACCUGGGGUGAUCCCAAUGCCUACAAUAAAACUGUCAACAUGUGGGAUCGCAACAAUCCCAGUAAUAACCAAGGCAACGGUGGCCCACCUCCGACUAAGAAUGGAGGAAUUAUUAUACCCAACAAUAACAACAACAAUCACUCUGUGGGCCCUGGCAACAACGGUCACCACCACCCUCACCACAUGCACCACCACCCUCAUCAUGGCCAGCCCCCAACUCACCUGCAGCAUCAUGGGAACAACAACGGGUCACCCAACAACGCCGCCUCGCAUUCAGGUGCAGGCCCCCAGGGUAGACCACCCCUCGCCAACCCAGGUUGGGGAGACCUUCCCAGUGUUCAGCCCAAGUCAGAGCCAGCUUGGGGAGAGCCAGCAGCUCCAACAUCAGCCGUAGACAAUGGUACUUCAGCCUGGGGCAAGCCUCCAGGCGGUGUGGGAGGAUGGGGAGAUGGUGGCCACGAGCCCUCUGGCCCCUAUGGCAGAGCCAAUGGACCCCCAGGUGCUGCACCUUGCAAGCCAGGCCCCAAACCUAUGCAAGAUAGCUGGGGAAGUGGAGAGGAGAUGGGCAUGUCCACUGGCCAAUGGGACGCUGAGGAUGGGGAUGUAUGGAACAGCCCAACCUCCCAGGAGAGCAGCUCUUCUUGUAACUCUUGGGGAAAUGGACCCAAGAAGUGCCCCCCCAGCAAGGGGAAGAUGGGCAACAAGCCAGAUGAGGUCUGGAUCAUGAACCGUCUCAUCAAGCAGCUCACUGACAUGGGCUUUCCGAGAGACCCUGCUGAGGAGGCAUUGAAGAGCAACAACAUGAAUCUUGACCAGGCAAUGACUGCCCUGUUAGAGAAGAAGACUGACCUGGACAAGCGGGGCAUGGGCAUAUCUGAUUACAGCAACGGCAUGAACAAGCCUCUUGUUUGCCGGCCCUCUGCACUCUCCAAAGACCCCUCCGACCGCACCACAUUUCUUGACAAGGAUGGUGUCCUGUCAGAUGAUGCCCCUCCAUCACCGUUUUUGCCUUCCCCCAGCCUGAAGCUCCCCCUGGCCAACAGUAGCCUUCCUGGGCAGGGUUUGGGACAGGGCAACCCGGGGCUGGCCAUGCAAAACUUGAACAACAGACAGAUACCCAGUGGAAUGUUUGGCAGUAGUGGAGCAGCACAAACCCGGGCCAUGCAGCAGCAGCCUCCUCAGCCACCAGUGCCACCUCUCAGCUCCUCCCAGCCUAGUCUACGUGCUCAAGUGCCUCAGUUUCUCUCCCCUCAGGUCCAAGCACAGCUCUUGCAGUUUGCAGCAAAAAACAUUGGUCUGAACCCUGCACUUUUAACCUCACCAAUAAACCCUCAACAGAUGACCCUGUUAUACCAACUUCAGCAACUGCAAAUGGCGUACCAGCGUUUACAAAUCCAGCAGCAGAUGAUGCAGGCGCAACGCAAUGUUUCCGGCCCCAUUCGACAACAAGAGCAGCAAGUUGCACGUACAAUCACCAACAUGCAGCAGCAGAUCCAGCAGCACCAGCGUCAGCUGUACCAGGCGCUGCUGAUGAAGCAGCAGCAACUUCCUUCUCAUUCCUCUUCUUCCUCGUCCUCCUCCGCCGGUCUGCAUCCCCCUGGUGGCCCUCCCGGAGGCCCUGGCUCCGGCAAAUCAUCCCUGGACCCCUUCACAGGCCCACACCAGGCUCCGGGCCUCGCCGACACACUGCACACCAAAGAGCCGCCGUCUUCGCCCAACGCCUACAGCACCUACCCUCUCUCUGGACUGAAUCCAAACAUGAAUGUAAACUGCAUGGAGGUUGGGGGUCUCUCCCUGAAGGAGCCCCCCCAACCCCAAUCCCGCCUGUCCCAGUGGACACACUCCAACUCCAUGGACAACCUCUCUGGCAACUCUUCAAAUUUGGAGAACAACCUCAAUAAGCAUGGUGCCAUAUCUGCUGCCUCUUCCCUGGUUCCCCCGGGGAAGCCUCCUCACCUGGAGGACUCUUACAGCCCUUACAAUCUAAUCUCCAGCUCUGAGUCCCCCACCAGCCCCCUCGUGCCCCCUGACAGCUGGGGUCAGGGCAAGAGCCCCAAUGAAAAGAUUUCCAACGGGACCAACAUCAACUGGCCCCCAGAGUUUUGCCCAGGCGUGCCAUGGAAGGGUCUUCAGAACAUCGACCCUGAGAAUGACCCCAACAUGACCCCGGGCAGCGUCCCCAGCGGUCCCACCAUCAACACCAACAUCCACGACGUCAACCGAUACCUGCUGCGAGACAGGAACGGAGGUAAACUGUCUGACAUGAAGUCCACCUGGUCCCCGGGGCCCAUCUCUCAAAGCCAGGGCUCUCUUUCUCACGAGCUGUGGAAAGUCCCCCAGGGGCCACGCAGCACCACGGCCCCGUCCCGGCCCCCGCCGGGCCUCACCAACACCAAGCCCUCCUCCACCUGGGGCGGCAACUCCCUGGGUCUGAGCCAAGGCUGGAGUGGAUCCUACUCCUCUGAGGGAACUACGUGGAGUACCGACAGCUCCAACAGGACCAGCAGCUGGCUGGUGCUGAGGAAUCUCACCCCACAAAUUGACGGCUCAACUUUGCGGACGCUGUGCAUGCAGCACGGUCCCCUGAUCACAUUCCACCUCAACCUGACGCAGGGGAACGCCGUGGUGCGCUACAGCUCCAAGGACGAAGCUGCUAAAGCGCAGAAGUCCCUGCAUAUGUGUGUGCUGGGAAACACCACAAUCCUGGCAGAGUUUGCCGGUGAGGAGGAGGUGAACCGCUUCUUUGCACAAGGCCAGUCUCUGGGCGCAAACACCACGAGCUGGCAGGCCAACCCGGCAAGCAAUCAGAACCGGAUGGGCGGGGCGGCGCAGUCCCACUCGAUUGGCCAGUGGAGCAGCGGCGGAGGCAAGGCCAGCGGCGGCGGCGGCGGCGACCUGCUGUGGGGCGGCGUGCCCCAGUACUCCAGCCUGUGGGGGCCGCCCAGCGGAGAGGACGCCCGUGUGAUCGGGAGCCCGACACCCAUCAACACCCUGCUGCCUGGAGAUCUGCUGAGUGGGGAGUCCAUGUAGGACGACGCCACCGUACACUAACCAGCCAGCCCGACCGCCACCAUGUCAUGUAAGCCAUGGGUGGCGACAGGGAUGGGGAUUUAAAAAAAAAAAAAAAAAUUCAAUAUAAACAGGAGCAAAACCCAAGCAAAUCAUGUGGCGAUAAUCAGUAUCAAUUGGAACUGUUAUGAACUGUGAAUUGUGGAUCAGAAGGCUGUGGCUCCUCCCACACAGACUGCAGUCCUCAGUCCUUCUGCUUCACUUUACUCCUUUCCCUUUUUCGUUUACGUUUUAAGGAGAAAAACGACCUUUUUUUUUUUCCUUCCCCUUUUUUCAUAUUUUUGGAAAUGCAUUAUACAAAAGAAACCGAAAGGAGACACAACACAAAGAAACCUUUGAAGUGUUUUGAGUUUUUCCAUAAGUAUACAUGACAUUCUGUGUGAAGUGUUUUUAGGAGAAGCAAUCAAAGCUGCCAUCUGAGACUUUCCUUUUUCCCUCCAAAAAGAAAAAAAAAUAAAAACAAUACAAAUCAUCCCAAAAUAAGACUUAAAACAACCAUUCCCAGCAUAUUCAUGGCCAAUGAUGUUGUUCAAAGACCUUUACUAGUUAUGUUCAUGUUUGUUUCUCAGCACUAAUAUUAGCCUUAAGUGCUCUCUGGCCCAGGUCCUUCCCAAGCCGCCUUCUUUCGUUUGUUUUCUAACUGAUGAAAUAGCUGAAAUCUUGCACAGUUUCACCUCUGAGCCAGCAAGUGGUACAGGAACCGACUGGUGACCGACUCCGCCACCGGGCAGUGAGACUGCCUGGCCAUGUGACUGGCACUACCAAUCAUUUGCUUUUCAUUGACGACACGGCUCUCGUGCGUUCAUUUUUUUUUUUUUUUUUUUUUUCUUCAGUCAGAAUCCAAGCAAACCUUUUUCGACUUCGCAACAUAUAAGCUGAGAGGAGAUUGAUCGCCAGCCUCGCUGCAAGCCUGCUCCUGUGUGUCCGGUGGCACGAAAUCGCCUGCGAGUCCAGAUCCUUCUGGUCACCUUCAAGUCCCAAUCUGGUGCUUUGUCCAAUUCUUUUAUUGUCCCUUUUGUUAUGAAGCCCAGCGGACCUUUCUGGGCCGCUUUCUUUCUUUUCUCUCUCUCUGAGGAACAAAACAACAACAGAAAAAACACGUAUUUUACUUUCAUGUGACAGUCACAUUGUGCAAUAUUCUCCACAUACCUUUCUUCCGUCCAUACUCAGUGUCCAUUGGAGUUUGUCAAUCCCCCCGCCCCCCCCCUUUUUUGUUUUUUGAUUUAGUUUUCAUGGAUUGUUGCUGACUUCAGCAAAAAAAAAAAUGAUGUUGGAACUUCAAGGAAAAAAAAAAAAACUAAACAAAAAAAAAAAAAAAGAAACAUACCCCCUUUUCGAAACUUUGGAUUCCCUCCAGGCCACCAGCCCCCCCCUGAAACUGUUGGGAAAACUCUGCAAAGAGGAAGAAGGAGCUUGUUGAACUGUGCAUGCAGCAAAACUGUACCAACGGGGGACUCUGGGUACACAACAAGGCACACUUCCUCUCUGCGCGCCACAGCCACACCCAACAGAGACUGAAACCACGGGGGGGCCGGCCGGUCCUGGGCAUCUGGCACAAUACCAAAUAAGAGGGGUUUCUCCUAAUGCAGUAGACCUACGAGUGUUCCUUGCGUUUGGUACUGUACAAACAGAAGAGACUAAGACUUUUAUAAAUUCAAAGGGUUUUAUCAUAGCACUUAUGAAGAGCAAAUCGCUUCAACUGCAAUCCAAUAAAUCAAGAAAGGAGCAGGAAAAACAUUGAAAACGACGGAAAAAAAAAAAAAAAAAACGGCUGCUCCUUGUAUGUACUGUAUCUAUUCCAUGGAAAUGUGUCUGGCGUUGGUCCUCUGGUAGCAGGAUGAAGGG